This is a messenger RNA of Penicillium verrucosum, 681 nucleotides long. RefSeq lists its product as uncharacterized. Gene Ontology annotation, molecular function: peroxidase activity. The transcript has a single exon. Bases 1 to 681 code for a protein of 226 amino acids. The record is from RefSeq and is a predicted model, not a curated record. NCBI's taxonomy places the organism in Eukaryota, Fungi, Ascomycota, Eurotiomycetes, Eurotiales, Aspergillaceae.
AUGAAGUUAAGCUUGUUCAAUACAGUUCUCUUCAGCCUUACAGUCGGCUCGCACGGCUGGGAGCAUAAAGCCCAUGAGUUCCAGCCACCACUACCAGGAGACAGUCGGUCUCCAUGCCCUGGUCUGAAUGCCCUGGCCAACCACGGCUGGCUCCAUCGCUCAGGGAAAGACAUCGAUCUACCUACGUUCCGAUCCGCCAUAGCUGGCGCCUAUAACUACGAACCCACAACUAUGGACGGGAUUUUCGAGCUGGCUAUGAACUUCAACCUCUCAACCACGGGGAACCAAUCGACCUUCAACCUCUUUGAUUUGGCAAGACACGACAAGAUCGAGUUCGACGGGUCACUGUCGCGCAAUGACAUCUACUUUGGCGACAAUGUGCACUUCGAUCCUAACAUCUGGGCGACGGUCGCUAAGAACCUCAACCUUGAUGACACUCUCGGUUCUGAGGUGAACCAAUAUAUCACCGUCGAGACGGCCGGUAAGGCUUGUGCGGCACGCGCAGCCCAGGCCAACAGGGUUAAUCCCAGCUUCAAUGCCUCCGCUAUGCAAGUUAUGGGCAACCCUGGUACAAAGGCUCUUUAUUUAGUGACUUUAUGGGAUGAGGCCGCAGGUGCCGCGCCAAAGUCUUGGGUUAAGGCUCCAUUUGGUAUGUUCCGCAAUCCUUGCUUGCUAUAUUAG